AUGCUGUACUCAGACAUCUUGACAGAGGAGUUACUUCUCUGCGCUGUUGCUGCGCGCAUCGGUUCGGAAAACUUUACAGUGGAAGAGAAAAGUGUGAAAGUUGCCAGUGAGGAUGCGAUAGGUUUUACGUGUGCGCACGUUCGUAUUUUUGUAACAGCAGGAGUUGAAGGAAACUGUGAGAAUAAUAGCAGGCGAGUGCAGUUUCAUUUCUUCGCCAAAGUCAUGCCAAAUUUUCCGUUGUUGGAUGACAGGAAGAGUUAUACAGUGCAAGCGUUCCAGCGGGAAGCUGAUUUCUUUUCGAAAAUCCUGCCAAAGCUGCAACGAGGUGUUACGUGCACUUGUGAAUGUUACGUGGCCAAUCGCCAAGUUUUGGUACUGGACGACUUGUCGGUCCUUGGUUUCAGGACCAUGGAUUCGAGGCAGCUCUUCGACUACGACCACUGCGAGACAAUUCUGAGAACACUAGCCUACUUCCACGCAACUUCCAUAAUUUACGAAGAGAAACAGGGUUCGCGUGGCUACAUCCAGCAGAAAUGGUCCACCGAAAUCAACCAGGAUUUUGAACUUUCGAAGGUAGACAGUCUGAUAGACGGCUGGAUGGUGGCGGGUGUUGAAGUUAUUGCAACACUCGCCGAGCAAGUCUGGCCAGGUGAAGAGGGUGCUGACAUCGCUAGACGGAUAAGAGGAAAACGCCGGGAAAUCUGCCACCGUUUUCUCAAGCUGAGGAAGCCGUCCGCAGUGCACCGGAACGUGGUGUGCCACGGCGACUUCUGGGCCAGUAACGUGAUGGUCAAGUACGACGCCAGCGGCAAGCCUGAGUCUGCCAGGCUGAUCGACUUCCAGCUGGUGCGGUACGCGCCGCCAGUCUUCGACGUGAUGACCAUCCUCCUGCUGAGCACGGAUCAGGACUUCCGGGACCGCCACCUACACUCACUCCAGCAGGUGUAUUUUUCGACGCUCUCCGCACAGAUCGCAAAUGACGGGCUGGACGCCGAGCGGUGUUAUACUCUUACGGAGUUAAUCGAGAGCUGGCACGACAUGGCUGCAGACCUCAGUAUUAUCGCUGCUAUUCUCCAACCACAAGUACUGAUGGACAGCCGCCGGCUGCGGCUGCUAAUGGCCAAUAGAGAAUCGUACGAUCGCUUUCUGUACAUCGACCGGAGGAGAGAGGCGCUCGAGGAAUUCUCCGCGGACGCUUUCUACAGAGCGAGAGUCACUGAAGCUGUCAAAGAGUUCGUUAUUCUCAAUUAUGAGUGGAUUCAUGGCGAAACUACAAAAAAUUCGUGA
Molecule: messenger RNA, 1287 nt
Organism: Schistocerca piceifrons (Central American locust)
Lineage: Eukaryota; Metazoa; Arthropoda; Insecta; Orthoptera; Acrididae
Exons: 1
Coding region: 1-1287 (428 amino acids)
Source: RefSeq, a predicted model, not a curated record